Molecule: messenger RNA, 990 nt
Organism: Blumeria graminis f. sp. triticale
Lineage: Eukaryota; Fungi; Ascomycota; Leotiomycetes; Helotiales; Erysiphaceae
Source: the annotation of a GenBank genome assembly
AUGCCUCUAUACGUAAGAUCUCGAGAUCGUGAUCCGUUACAGGAUCCGCUCAUGUUUCUUGCCGGCGGUGCACUCAUACCUAUUUGUAAAGUGGCACUACUGGAGACUUUUUGGGGAGGCCUAGCAACUAUAUCACCUCAUUUACAGAUUGGCGCCAAUACUUAUUUUGAGUUUUUCGAAAUACAAUGCCGCCAAGCUUUGAAUAAUUGGGAAAAGUACGACUUAUCCGAGUUGAAGUUUUCGCACGUAACUAAGGUGGCUAAGAUGUUUAUGGCCGGAUCAACUCGACAAGAGAUUGAGUUACAUCUCGGCGAAUUCCUACUUGGUGACUGUCGAAUUAUCGCAAGUGAGAUUAUCGAUUUGACUGUACGGCUGGUCUUGAUGGUACCCAUCUGGAAUUUCUGGCAGGGUGUUUGCCCUGAGGAGUCAGCUCUGACGUGGGUAGAAGGCACUGUGGAGAGAUCUUUUGAGCGACAUUUUAGGCCAAAGUCAAAGCAAUCGCCUGGAUCUGAGACAGAAUUCAGUGUCAAACAAUCCGUUAUCCUUGAUAAGUCUUUUACAGCUCAACGGAUUGAAGAACUGGGUGGUUUGAAAAUCAUAUGGACAAAUAACUUACUUGAUCACUUGAAGAUGAAACCAAAAGAUAACCAAGUCUACAUCUAUCAUUACGCCUCGUAUUUGAACUUGCAAUUAAAAAAUCACAUCUAUCCCGCCGGCUUGGUGGAAGAGACCUUGAGAACACUAGCCCUCCUACUGCCACGAGCAGACAAAGAUACUAAAGAUUGGUUCGCUCAACAAAAGUUUACGCAUCAUCUAGAUCCAGAGGCAGCUAGCUGUAGAACAGUAAGCCGUGAAGAACGAAAUAUUGAAAAGUUUCUCUUUUGGAAAGACCGCCUUGUACGCUUGAAAAUUGCCUUUGACGACGCAAAACCGAUACCACCUAAGUCCUUACUCCGCCGAUACUUUUCUGCUAUUAAUCUGAAGUCUUAA